UAAAUGGUCGUGUUCCCAUUGUACAGAUUAAAGGAUUAAAAGAUUAUCGUUAACGUAGGAUUAACUUCUUCUAAGUGAAAGGAUAUAGACAGAAAUAAUAGAACAGAAUUUCAGAUUUAAUUUCGGUCAAGUAUUAAAAAAAUGUACUGGUUCAUUAACAAGAAUUGUUGAUUUAAUUAAAACAGAAGUUCGGGAUUUGAGUGGAUUACAUACAUAGAGAUUAUCCCUGACUUCACACCUCAUGUUAAUCGGUUUGUCUCGUUACCGGAGGAAUAUAACCAUAGGUGGCUGUAUUACAACCGAGGAAUAACAACCAAUAACGUGUACCCGAGGUGCAGGACAAGGGUUGUUCUAAAGCAGUUUGACUAAAUUACCAAAGGUCAACAUGUCUCGUCGAUUGUCAAACUUAGCAUCUUCAUCUUUAACCCGGAGUGAACCAAUAACGCCAAAAAGUAGGCGCAUGCGUGGUUCGAUUGUUGCCUCGAGGCUUGUUGCGCCUUUUGGAGGUCAAGGACACACAUCGAGUAACGUAAGUGAUUCGACACCGUUUUUAGAGAUUACCUCCCUUGGCGAACGUUCUGAUGGAAUAUUACACGGCAAAAAAUUGGAAAACACUUACAAAAUUGGUCCCGAUAAGACUUUUAAAACUGCGGAAAUUGAACGCGCCACAAAAGAAGUGCUCAGUGAAAGCUUAAAGGAUGUUGAAUACAAUGCUACCAAGUGCCGAGAACUUAGCCAAGACGUUGCUUCAAAAAUUAUGGAGAAAAUUAAAAUUUUAGGACUAAAACGUUAUAAAGUUAUUGCUGUUGUAAGUAUAGGUAGUCUGAAAGAAAAACCCGGAAUGCAAUUCGGAAGCCGGUGUCUAUGGAAUAAAAACACGGAUAAUUUUACCAGUGUUAAAUUUUCUAACGAUUCAAUAUUUUCCGUUGCAAUGGUUUAUGGUUUAUAUUUUGAAUAAAUAUGAAACAGAU
Molecule: messenger RNA, 971 nt
Organism: Mytilus trossulus (common blue mussel)
Lineage: Eukaryota; Metazoa; Mollusca; Bivalvia; Mytilida; Mytilidae
Product: dynein light chain Tctex-type 5-B-like
Exons: 2
Coding region: 386-958 (190 amino acids)
Biological process (GO): microtubule-based movement
Cellular component (GO): cytoplasm; cytoplasmic dynein complex
Molecular function (GO): dynein intermediate chain binding
Source: RefSeq, a predicted model, not a curated record